UGGACAGGCAAUGGUCUUUACUCGCCUUAAUGUUGGUCACAUUAGUUUGCCUCGACGGAUCGUCCAUUGUCCAGGCUGCCUCCGAUAUUGCCGAUAAGGGUCUUAUCUCGUUUCAGUCGAAAUGCAACUGCUCGUUGUCCAUGUCCUGCUCCUGCUGCCAGAGUGCUGUGGUGAACGCAAUGAACUUAACCAAAUCGGUCUGUGUCACAUUCAAAAUAAAUCUACUCAAGGCCUCGGUGGAUGUCAGUGUUUCCUUGGAUGGCAAUUCGGUGAGCAAGUUCACCCUCGACACCAAAACUCCGCCCAGUUUCUGCCUGCCGGUGAUAUCGGACAUUACGCCUCUGGCAUUGUGUCUCAAGAUGACCACCAAAAUGUCGGGCUUGACGAACCUGAACAUCUGUCCGAGUUUCUAUAGCAGUUUUGACGCCAACCAGAUCCUGGCCUAUGACUUUAAAUGCAUUAAACUUGGCAUGGAUGGCUUUAGUAUUGUCUAGGAUUGGAAUGAGGUUGGGAAACUGAAAAUCAAAUAGAAAUUGAAUAAACGCAAAUGCAGUUGCUUCGUUUGAA
Drosophila innubila is the source of this 567-nucleotide messenger RNA. RefSeq lists its product as uncharacterized. The transcript has 2 exons. The record is from RefSeq and is a predicted model, not a curated record. NCBI's taxonomy places the organism in Eukaryota, Metazoa, Arthropoda, Insecta, Diptera, Drosophilidae. Bases 30 to 494 code for a protein of 154 amino acids.